Messenger RNA from Scheffersomyces coipomensis, 1845 nucleotides. RefSeq names its product E3 ubiquitin-protein ligase. The coding region runs from base 8 to 1537 and encodes 509 amino acids. NCBI's taxonomy places the organism in Eukaryota, Fungi, Ascomycota, Pichiomycetes, Serinales, Debaryomycetaceae. The record is from RefSeq and is a predicted model, not a curated record. The transcript has a single exon. Gene Ontology annotation, cellular component: cytoplasm; ubiquitin ligase complex. Gene Ontology annotation, biological process: protein polyubiquitination; ubiquitin-dependent protein catabolic process; positive regulation of proteasomal ubiquitin-dependent protein catabolic process. Gene Ontology annotation, molecular function: ubiquitin protein ligase activity; ubiquitin conjugating enzyme binding; zinc ion binding.
AUAUGCUAUGGAUGGAGAGUUGUAUGAAAGUAGUGCAGAAGCUAGUCCUGUUCUUGAUGUGGGAUGUUUCAUGAGUGAGUUCAAUGAUAAGAUUUAUCAUCCUUGGACUUUGAAAUCGUUUAUCAAGGGGAAAUAUCUUUCUAAAAUGCCUAAUUUACAAAAUCAUUUACCUCAAGUUAGUUAUGAUGAUUUAUUAAUCAUGUUACAAUAUAAGAAAUGGCAAUCAGAAGAAGUUAUAAAUAGUUAUUUUGAUAAUCCUGAUCAAUUAUUGAAAGCUUGUGGAUUACCAUUCAAAUGGCAAGAAUCAAAUAAUACAUUUGAUCUCAUUAAUAAUUUCACUUGUCCUAUUUGUUGUGAAGAUUAUAUUGAACCAACCACGGUUUAUUCCUUAGCUUGUAAUCAUAAAUAUUGUCUUCAAUGUUAUAAUAGUUAUAUCAGCAAUUCUAUACUAUCUGGGAAAUUAAUCAAAUGUAUAGAACCAAGUUGUGCAUUAACUAUACCUCAUAGGGAUAUUGAUAGAAUUUUAAAAGUUGAGGAACCAAAUCAAUUAUUAAACUCAUAUGCUAAAUCAUUUAUAAAUCAAAGUACAGAUCAAUUCAAAUGGUGUCCAUCAACCGAUUGUGUUAGUUUUACUGAGAUGAUUAAAAAUUAUAAUGCAGAUGAUAUUGAUGAAGAUUAUGAAUCAAAUGAUAUUUCAAAUAUUCCCAUUGUGAGUUGUAUUGAACGUCAUGAAUUUUGUUUUAAUUGUAAUUUUGAAAAUCAUUUACCAUGUCCAUGUUUUGUGGUUAAAUUAUGGAUUAAGAAAUGUCAAGAUGAUUCUGAAACUGCUCAUUGGAUGGAUGCUAAUACUCAUAAUUGUCCUCGAUGUGAAACUAGUAUAGAAAAGAAUGGAGGAUGUAAUCAUAUGACAUGUCAAAAAUGUAGACAUCAAUUUUGUUGGAUUUGUUUAGGAGAUUGGAAUGCUCAUAAUGCUGGAUUUUAUACUUGUAAUAAAUUUAAAGAUGGUGAUACUAAUAGUAAAGAUUAUGAAGAUAAAAAAGCAAAAGAAAGUCGAAUUUCUUUAAAACGAUAUUUACAUUUUUAUAAACGAUUUGCUAUUCAUGAAAGUUCAAUGAGAGGAGAUUUACUUACUUUAAAAAAGGUUCAUGAAGUUACUAAGGUUUAUAUGGAAGAUCGUAAGAAUCAAGAAAAGAAUUUAUCAUGGAAUGAUGUUCAAUUUUUAAGUGAUGCCAUUAGAGCUUUAAUAAUUGGUAGAAAAGCAUUAAAAUGGACUUAUUGUUUUGCAUUUUAUUUAAAGAAUGGGAAUUUUACUGAAAUUUUUGAAUCAAAUCAAGAUUUCUUAAGUAAAACAGUUGAAGAUCUUUCUGAAAUAUUUGAAAAGAUUAUCUCUAAAAAGAAUCGUAAUAAAGUUGAAACCAUCAUGCAAGAAAAGAAUCGAAUUAUAAAUCUUAGUGAUUUAAUCAUAUCAAGAAAGAGAUCAUUGAUAGAGGGAGCUAUUGUCAAUGUUAAUGAAGAUUUAUUAAGGUUUAAUACUUAGUGUGUACAUAUAUAUAUAUAUAUAUAUUCUCUAUCAUCUGUAUAUAUCUAUCAUACGAGAAAAUAUAAGGUUUGGGCUAUUUUUGAUUUGUGGUAGUGUAGUUAUAUGUGUCAAUUGGUGGAGGGCGGCGGCACAUAAGAGCCAGUCGGAUCUUGGGCGCAUCAGCGACAUUCGACAUGAUCUGACCGGAUCUUUGUGCGACAUCUCUUAUCAGUUCAAUUAACAAAUUGAGAUUAUCUUUAACAAAUUAAAAUUUGUUAUCCGCAGGACUGAACCAAUUUUUGGUAAUAAUAAUAAUAAUAAUAAUA